UAUGGUAACAACUUGAUAUGUGCCAGAAUUUUGAUGAUAUCUCAUGGCUAUUGCCUGCAAUAUCUUGUGAGGGUUUAUGAACUAUCCACAAUAGAGAUACCCUGGUUAUUUGGUUUUUUGAUUUUGGGGAAUGGCGCAUUUAUUUGGCAUUUGCAUAAGAUACCUUGGUUUUGUCGGAUUGUUUAUUUAUUUGCAUUUUUUUGAUAUAUGCUUGAUAGUUGAAGAGAAUGUUGUUGACUGCACGAACAGUUUUGUUCGUCGGCCGAAUCGAUAUUAUAUCCCGUACCUAUCCUCGUUGACCUUGAUGACUGCUUUGAUUGACGACCGCCGAGCAACACGAGAGCAAAUCGUUAGCCAAUGCAAAGUCUCCGGAUAUCUGUUAUAAGCUUUCCCGCGAGCCUUUCAUAUUCUUGAAGUGCAUCGCAAGGUAAUUCACAUGG
This is a messenger RNA of Aspergillus wentii DTO 134E9, 440 nucleotides long. RefSeq lists its product as uncharacterized. The record is from RefSeq and is a predicted model, not a curated record. The coding region runs from base 131 to 385 and encodes 84 amino acids. The transcript has 3 exons. NCBI's taxonomy places the organism in Eukaryota, Fungi, Ascomycota, Eurotiomycetes, Eurotiales, Aspergillaceae.